Messenger RNA from Diabrotica virgifera virgifera (western corn rootworm), 522 nucleotides. RefSeq lists its product as uncharacterized. The coding region runs from base 1 to 522 and encodes 173 amino acids. The record is from RefSeq and is a predicted model, not a curated record. The transcript is spliced from 3 exons. NCBI's taxonomy places the organism in Eukaryota, Metazoa, Arthropoda, Insecta, Coleoptera, Chrysomelidae.
AUGAGUAAAAAUAAGAAAAAUAAGCCAUUGAGUGAAAAAGAACUGUAUGAGUUGAUAGAGGCUGGACUUUCUGAUGUGGAAGAGUUCUGUGAUGAAGAGACUGAUGAGAUAUUGACGUUCGAAGAUCUCCAGAGAGACGACGGAAUUAUCGGUAAUGAUAAUGAUACUAACAGUCAAGUAAAUGAUUUGGAGAUAGAAUUUUCUGAAAGUGUCACUUCGCAAAGCUCAGCAUCCCAUGUUGUCAACAACGAUUAUACUACUUCUCAAGAUCUAAAAAAGUUGCAAGAUAAAAAUACCCUAUCGUCAAAAAUAUCAUCAGAUUCGUCAUCGGAUUCAUCGUCAGAUUCUGAGUCAUCUUCAUGCCUUGAUUCCAGAUCCCGUUCGUCCGAAGUUUCCAGAAAUGAUCCUUUUUCUGAAGAUGAUAGCGUUAAAGAUCCUAAUUUUGAUCCGUCACUUGAUAUUAGCUCUUCGGAACAUGAAGAAGACAAGCUACAGUUACCUAAAUCUAAAAAAAAAAAGUAG